Molecule: messenger RNA, 2406 nt
Organism: Eimeria maxima
Lineage: Eukaryota; Apicomplexa; Conoidasida; Eucoccidiorida; Eimeriidae
Exons: 1
Coding region: 1-2406 (801 amino acids)
Cellular component (GO): nucleolus; nucleoplasm
Source: RefSeq, a predicted model, not a curated record
AUGGGUAAGGCAGCAGCAGCUGCUGCUGCUGCAGCAGCAGCAGCAGCACGUGCUGCAGCAACAGCAGCAGUCUCCCUCCCUCGUGCUGGUUGGUCUGCCUUCUCUCCUUGUGGCACAUUUUUUGCUUCUGCUGCUAACCCCACAGUGCAGCAGCAGCAGCAGCAGCAAUAUGACACCCGUGGUUUGCUGCCUCGCAGCACAAUACGUGUAUGGCGCUGCAGCAGCACUGCUGAUGCUGAACGCAGCAGCAGCAACAGCAGCAGCAGCAGCAGCAGCAGCAGCAGCAGGGAAGCAGCAAUUGAAUCCUUAGAGUUUCAACGUCAGUUCUUGGGGCAGUCAAUAACCCAGGUAACAUUUGUUAACGUCAGCAGCAGCAGCAGCAGCAGCAGCAGCAGCAGCAGGUUGCUGCUGGUGUUGGGUACUGAAUCAGGGAUGGUUGCUGCACUAGACAGCAGCAACGAUUGGUGUCUCCUUUUCUCUAUACAUUUAAAUUUAUCAGCAGCAGCAGCAGCAGCAGCAGAGGAAGAUGAGGCAGCAGCAACAGCAGCAGCAGCUGUUGCAGGCAGUGGUGAUAGUGCUGCUGUACGUGCUCUUGUACCUAUCCCAUGCAGCAACAGCAGCAGCAGCAGCAGCAGCAGCAGCAGCAGCAGCGAGCUGCUCGUGCUGCUGCGCAGGGGCCCCACUGUCUCCUCCCUGCUAGUUAUUGAUUUGCUGCAGCAGGGGCAGCUGCUGCGCUCCUCUGAUGUAGGGCGUGGGUUUACGCAUGCGUUGCUGCUGCAGCAGCAGCAGCAGCAGCAGGAUGAGGAGGGAGAGGGAGGGCAGCGACAGUUGGUGCUGCUAAGCAGCAGCAGCAGCAGCAGCAGCAACAGCAGCAGCAACUUGGUCCUAUUUGAUAUGGAUAGGCAGCAACUUGUUGCUAAGCUGCAGGGAGGCAGCGCAGCAUUUGCUGCUGUUGCUGCUGAUGCUGCAGCAGGAAUUGUUGCUGCUGUAUGCAGCAAGACAGUGCAUGCAGAGCAGCAGCAGCAAGUUGCUGUAUGGAGACUGCCGCAGCACAUAUUCAGCAGCAGCAGCAGCGACAGCAGCAGCAGCAGCAGCAGCAGCAAGAAGCUAAAAAUUCCUAUGUGGGGUGUCCUUGCUUAUCAUCAGCGGCUGCUGCAGCCAACCUUCCUCAGGUGCAGCAGCAGCAGCAGCAGCAGCAGCACUGCUGCAGCAGCGGGAAGCGAUGGGAAGCAGCAGCAGCAGCAACAACAGCAGCAGUUGCUGCUAGUCUGCCUAACAGAUCAGCAGCAGCUAGUUGCUUGGCGUCUAGACACCGCAGCUGCUGCAGUGCCUUCGCUGCCGCAGCAGCGUAUAGACACAAGACUAGCAGCAGCAGCAGCAGCAGCAGCAGGGGAUAAUGAAGGUGUUUUCUAUAUACAGCAGCAGCAGCAGCAGCAGCAGCAGCAGCACGAGCAGCAGCAGCAGCAGCAGGAAGGGUUAUAUGUAGCAAGAGGAGGUCUAGUAGACCCCUUAUGCCAUAUUGCCCAGCUAAAGGAUGCAGCAACAGCAGCAGCAGCAGCAGCAGCAGGAGCAGCAGCAGGUUUACAGCUGGUGCUUCCUCUACCAACAACAGGCAGCAGCAGCAGCAGCAGCAGACGUUGCAUGCAGGAAGUUGCUGCAUUAACAUUAGAAGAAGAUCAGCAGCAGCAGCAGCAAUCCCGACGCAGUGGCAGCAGCAGCAGCAGCAAAGAAUCCGCAGCAGCAGCAGCAGCAGCAGCAGAAGCAAUAUUACCAACAGACAUAGCAAUAAAAUCCUUAAAACGUGCAGCAGCAAGCAGCAGCAGCAGCAGCAGCAGCAGCAUGGAUAAUGAAUCAAUAAAGAAGCAACGUCAAGAAGCAGCAGCAGCAUCAGCAGCAGCAGCAUCCCAAGACAGCAACAGCAACAGCAACAGCAGCAGCAGCAGCAGCAGCAGCAGCAACGUUGCAUGCGUGCUGCGUCAGGCACUAAUUACAGCAGAUAUAAGCCUAUUAGAGACAAUAUUAUCCAGGGGACAAUUAAAAAGGAGACAAUUAGCAGCAGCAGCAGCAGAACUGUCUCCUUUGCAUGCAUUAAGUUUGCUGCAGUUAUUAGUGCAGCAGCAGCAGCAAAAACCUAGCAGCAGCAUAAUAAAGGGACAAUGGAUAGAUGAGAUAAUUAAGCAGCAUGCCCCCUCUCUUGCAUGCAGCCCCGAUGGUAGACAGCAGCUACUGCUGCUGCUGCAGCAACUGCAGCAAAGAAGGAAGGUAGAGGCAGCACUUGUAUCUAUUAAGGGGAGACUCGAGCUGCUGCUGCUGCACAUGCAAAGGAGACAGCAGCAGCAGCAGCAAACUAAUAAAACUAAACAAGAUGCUAUUCAUCCUCUUAUUGAGCAUAUAGAGACACCAUAA